UCGGGAACGGACCAAAGGGGCAUCUUUGUUGCAUAUUUCAUCAGCCCACUAAGUGGCCGGGUGCGUGGCCCGUGUGUGUGUGUUGUGCAUUGGCGUCGUCUUGGUUCAGCAACGAGCGCCAAGGAUCCAGGGUACCUUGGUCGUUGUUCGCUCGCGGUUCGUGGCCCGCUAUUUACGGUCGUGAAUUAUAUCAUCGUACACAGUGCGCCCUGCCUCCCCGCAGUCACCGGGUGUGUGUGUGUGUGUGUGUGUGUGUGUGUGUGUGUGUGUGUGUGAAGUCGGGUAAUAAUAUUUGCAUGGUAAAACGGUGCCCAUUUGUCGUCUCGGAACAGCACAGCCCACAACAUCGUUUGGUGGACGGUUGUUGCUUGUGAAUAACAUUUUGCGCGGUGCCUUUGCAAGAGCGAACUUGCGACGUGAACGAUGAAGGCUGUGCAUUUGUUGGGCAUUUUGGCGAUGGUAAGCGUCGGUAGGGCGUCACUGCUUAUACCCGACCGCUUUAACAUGACCGGUGACGAGAUGGAUCGAACGAACGAACCAGUACACCAGUCAGCCGGUGGCCCUGUGUGGCAGGACACGGAACACGGGAAGGUCCUGUCGAGAAGGAAACGGUUCAUCGUAUUUCCGGAAGGUUCCAGCUUUUCGGUGGCCGUCUGCAUGACGAUCGGUUUGUACGGCAACCCGAACUAUCAGUUUGUUAGCUGGGCCCUUAACUGGGGCAUCGCGUACAAUUUGCCGAACCAGACGCUCAGCUUCCAGAAGGAGAUGACCGAACCGAAGCCGAUGGUGCAGCGGCGCUUCCGGCGCGAUCUCUACCAGAAGCUCGAGGUGAUCAUGGACAGCAUGGGGUACGAUGGGCGCGACUGCAUACUGCGGGCGCUGUGCGAAAGCUCGCAGUACUUCGGUGGCAAGGGCCAGAACAUGGUAGCGGAGAUGUUGCGCACCCUGUUCAGCUACCCGAAGCAGAAGGUGCUAUCGUUCGAGCACGCCGACCACCGGCUGUACGAUGAGGCACACCGCAAGGGGCGCAACAUGGCACCGUGCCAAUCGCUGUACGGAAACUGCCAGUUUUCGUUGCUCGAGCUGGCGCUGGGGAAGUAUUCUACCCCGAGAAAUUCCCAAUGCCAACGAAGCAACAUGAUGCGCAAUGUUACAUGCGGCGUUGCUAAGAAACGGCAACGAAUAAAGCUGCCGAGCGCGGUAUUGCUUUGGGGUUUGUUUGCGCUGCUGCCGUGCCUUAGCUCAUCCACUGCCGGUGUGUACGGUGGUGCAGAUGAUGGUGGUGGUACUGCUGCAGCAGCAGCAAUAGCGCAGGAUGCAUCCGCCCCGCAAAGGAUACUUUCGCGCAAGAGACGCUUCCUGACGUUUCCCGAAGGAAGUUCCUUUCAAGUAGUGUACGAUCAGACCAUACCGAUGAUCGGCGUCGAGCGGCUGUUCACGAUCGGCAUUACGGUCGCGCUGGCGUACGAGCUGCCGAGCAUCACCUUCAACCAGAUCGAGGAGAUGCUGCGCGAAAAUGGGGCCUACGAUAAGCUGGACCUCAACGCGAACAACACCAUCCUGGACGAUGGCAGCAAACCGUCCAGCACACCGGCGCGCAAGAACAUCUUCGACUACUACUACCAAACACCGGGACGACCGGCAGGGAACGUGCCCGGCCGUAUCAAUUACUACACCGCACCGGACCGACGUUACGAUACGCUCGAUCGAUACGGGCAGCGUCUUCCGUCGUGGGAUCGGUUCGUGUCGAACCGCUUGCCCCAUCCACCGUACGCCGAUUCGGCCGGGAACGAUUUUGGCAGCAUUGUGAACAGAUACCUUCAAGGUUGGAUACGCCGUCAUCCGCCCAACUAUCCGAUGGCCAAAAAGCGCUUCUAUCCGGUGUUUGGUAAGCGAAGCAUCCGCGAAGACACGGCCCCCCUCGAUCGUCACUUUCUCAACCAUCAUCGGACAACGCGCCACACGCUGUACGAGCAGAUUGAGCAGUUUCUUACGGCCAAGGGUAAACACGGACACCAUUGCGUGCUGCGGGCGCUCUGCGAAAGCGGCCAGCGUAAAGAUGACACCGAGCCGGACACAUUUUUAAAGGAAAUUCUUCGCGCCAUAUUCAGCCUGCCCGCCACCCAUGAACCUCCGGCACAACACAAGCACCGGCUGUACGAUGAAGCUCACGCCCAUGCCGGAAACUGCUCCGAAACCUAUUCCUACUGCGAGGACAGCUUUUGGUCGUCGAAUUUUGUGUUCUAACCGUGUGCUGCACCUGCCAGUACUUUGCUAAUGGGCGUGUAAUUUACGUGUAAUUUGUACACUGGUAACACACAUCAACUACUCAAACGAUUGGACGACGCUGAAGUGGGAAGCGGUGUUCACCGGCAAAUGUAACGAUAGACUUAUUCCACAAACGAUGCCAGCAACGCGAAGCAAAUGGAACCAAACGUUCGACACGGCACAGGCUGGGAGCAUUCGUAUAGAAGCGAUGAUAUUAUUUGCAAAAACCGGAUCGUUCGACCGGAUCGUUCUAUACCGUUGGGCUCUCUUAAUGUUAAAUUAAGUUAAAACAACACACAUGUUAAAACAAACCCGCCACUACGAAAUGUAAGCUGAUCGCUAUGGUUAUUACGUGUAGCAUGAUAAAUGUCGCAGCCAAUGAAUAGUUAGAUAAUAAUUGCACUUAUUGUGUACUACGUCAAACGAUUCAUAUCACACUUAACCACUAAACAUGGUCUUUAUCAACAACAGAAGAGAUAGGAAAAGUCUUUUAAUGAACGGUUUGACAGUUUAUUUCGUAUUUGGACCAACAUCCAUCUCAUUUAGCUGAAUAUCUCGCUGUAGGUAUAAUUUGGAAGC
This is a messenger RNA of Anopheles merus, 2847 nucleotides long. RefSeq lists its product as uncharacterized. Bases 424 to 2247 code for a protein of 607 amino acids. Lineage: Eukaryota; Metazoa; Arthropoda; Insecta; Diptera; Culicidae. The transcript has 8 exons. The record is from RefSeq and is a predicted model, not a curated record.